This is a messenger RNA of Homo sapiens (human), 6627 nucleotides long. RefSeq names its product RNA binding motif protein 26 (gene RBM26). NCBI's taxonomy places the organism in Eukaryota, Metazoa, Chordata, Mammalia, Primates, Hominidae. Gene Ontology annotation, molecular function: metal ion binding; nucleic acid binding; RNA binding. The record is from RefSeq and is a predicted model, not a curated record. The transcript is spliced from 22 exons. Gene Ontology annotation, cellular component: nucleoplasm. The coding region runs from base 482 to 3484 and encodes 1000 amino acids.
AAUUCUCGCGAGAUUUACCGGCAGCCAUCUUCUUGGGGGUGCUGGGAGCCGGGAAGACCCCCUGAAUCGUUCCCAUUGAGCUGCCCUUCGCCUUCGCUUUCUUUACUUUUGCCUUUUCGACGUAGCCAACAAGCACCUGGUCCCGAGGCUGAGAGAAGGCUCGGGUCUAAGCGCGUGUCGCGCUUCCGGUCUGGGUAGAUUUGCUGGGGAAGAGGGAAGGGGGAGGGCCCGGGCAAACCGUUGCUGUUUCAGCCCGGGCUGGGGGCCGGGGACGGGGAGCUCCUGGCACCCCGUGCACUUGUGGCCUGCGGCGGUCCUUGCAGAGCUGUUCGCCGACCGGGGCCCGCGGGAACCUGCCACCGGCGCCUCCCACCGCGGCCCACGCGGGCGGCGCGCGGAGGAGGGGGCGGGGGCAGCGGCGGCUGUAGCGGCCGCGACCUGGGCGGGCGGAGGAGUGUGACGGGCCUUAGGGCCGCUGUGGAUGGUUUCUAAAAUGAUCAUUGAAAACUUCGAGGCACUCAAGUCCUGGCUCAGCAAGACUCUCGAGCCCAUCUGUGAUGCAGAUCCAUCCGCCCUAGCAAAAUAUGUUCUGGCUUUGGUAAAGAAAGACAAAAGUGAAAAAGAGUUAAAGGCAUUAUGUAUUGAUCAGCUGGAUGUAUUUCUUCAGAAAGAGACACAGAUAUUUGUGGAAAAACUUUUUGAUGCUGUGAAUACAAAGAGUUACCUACCUCCUCCAGAGCAGCCAUCAUCAGGAAGCCUGAAGGUAGAAUUUUUUCCACACCAAGAAAAAGAUAUAAAGAAGGAAGAGAUCACUAAGGAGGAAGAGCGAGAGAAGAAGUUUUCUAGAAGGCUAAAUCACAGUCCUCCCCAGUCAAGCUCCCGAUACAGGGAAAAUAGAAGCCGUGAUGAGAGGAAAAAAGAUGAUCGUUCUCGCAAAAGAGAUUAUGAUCGAAACCCUCCUCGAAGAGAUUCAUACAGAGACCGGUACAAUAGAAGACGAGGGCGGAGUCGCAGUUAUAGCAGGAGUCGAAGUCGAAGUUGGAGUAAAGAGAGGCUUCGUGAGAGGGACAGAGAUAGAAGCAGGACUAGAAGCAGAAGCAGAACACGAAGCAGGGAAAGGGAUCUGGUAAAACCUAAAUAUGACCUGGAUAGAACAGAUCCAUUAGAAAAUAAUUAUACUCCAGUCUCUUCGGUACCUAGUAUUUCAUCUGGCCACUACCCUGUACCUACUUUGAGCAGCACUAUUACAGUAAUUGCUCCUACUCAUCAUGGAAACAACACUACCGAAAGUUGGUCUGAAUUUCAUGAAGACCAAGUGGACCAUAACUCUUACGUAAGACCACCCAUGCCAAAGAAACGGUGUAGAGACUAUGAUGAAAAGGGUUUUUGUAUGAGAGGAGACAUGUGUCCUUUUGAUCAUGGAAGUGAUCCAGUAGUUGUAGAAGAUGUGAAUCUUCCUGGUAUGCUGCCUUUCCCAGCACAGCCUCCUGUUGUUGAAGGACCACCUCCUCCUGGACUCCCCCCACCUCCACCAAUUCUUACACCCCCACCUGUGAAUCUCAGGCCCCCAGUACCACCGCCAGGUCCAUUGCCACCCAGUCUCCCACCUGUUACAGAUGAUAUUUCUUAUUCUUUGGUUUUGACAGGACCACCACCUCCACUUCCUCCUUUGCAGCCAUCUGGCAUGGAUGCUCCUCCAAACUCUGCAACCAGUUCUGUUCCUACUGUAGUAACAACUGGCAUUCAUCACCAGCCUCCUCCUGCUCCACCCUCUCUUUUUACUGCAGUUUUUGUAUUACCAGAUACAUAUGACACAGAUGGCUACAAUCCUGAAGCCCCAAGCAUAACAAACACUUCCAGACCUAUGUAUAGACACAGAGUGCAUGCACAAAGGCCCAACUUGAUAGGACUAACAUCAGGGGAUAUGGAUUUGCCACCCAGAGAAAAGCCUCCCAAUAAAAGCAGUAUGAGGAUAGUAGUGGACUCAGAAUCAAGGAAAAGAACCAUUGGUUCUGGAGAGCCUGGAGUUCCUACAAAGAAGACUUGGUUUGAUAAACCAAAUUUUAAUAGAACAAACAGCCCAGGCUUUCAGAAGAAGGUUCAAUUUGGAAAUGAAAAUACCAAGCUUGAACUUAGAAAAGUUCCUCCAGAAUUAAAUAAUAUCAGCAAACUUAAUGAACAUUUUAGUCGAUUUGGAACCUUGGUUAACUUACAGGUUGCUUAUAAUGGUGAUCCUGAAGGUGCCCUAAUCCAAUUUGCAACAUACGAAGAAGCAAAGAAAGCAAUAUCAAGUACGGAAGCAGUAUUAAACAAUCGCUUUAUUAAGGUUUAUUGGCACAGAGAAGGAAGCACCCAACAGUUACAAACUACUUCUCCAAAGGUAAUGCAGCCUUUAGUCCAGCAGCCCAUUUUGCCUGUUGUGAAGCAGUCAGUCAAAGAGCGGCUGGGUCCAGUACCUUCAAGUACUAUUGAACCUGCAGAAGCCCAGAGUGCCUCUUCAGACCUUCCUCAGAAUGUAACUAAGUUAUCUGUGAAGGACAGGUUGGGUUUUGUAUCAAAGCCAUCUGUUUCAGCAACUGAAAAGGUGUUGUCUACAUCUACUGGCCUAACAAAAACAGUGUAUAAUCCAGCUGCUUUGAAGGCUGCACAGAAAACCUUACUUGUUUCCACCUCUGCAGUUGAUAAUAAUGAAGCACAGAAAAAAAAACAGGAGGCAUUGAAACUUCAGCAGGAUGUAAGGAAAAGGAAACAAGAAAUUUUAGAAAAGCACAUUGAAACACAGAAGAUGUUAAUUUCAAAACUGGAGAAAAACAAAACAAUGAAGUCUGAAGAUAAAGCAGAAAUAAUGAAAACUUUAGAGGUUUUGACAAAAAAUAUUACCAAGUUGAAAGAUGAGGUCAAAGCUGCUUCUCCUGGACGCUGUCUUCCAAAAAGUAUAAAAACCAAGACUCAGAUGCAGAAGGAAUUACUUGACACAGAACUGGAUUUAUAUAAGAAGAUGCAGGCUGGAGAAGAAGUCACUGAACUUAGGAGAAAGUAUACAGAAUUACAGCUGGAAGCUGCCAAACGAGGGAUUCUUUCAUCUGGUCGGGGCAGAGGAAUUCAUUCAAGAGGUCGAGGUGCAGUUCAUGGCCGAGGCAGGGGGCGAGGGCGAGGGCGAGGUGUGCCUGGUCAUGCUGUGGUGGAUCACCGUCCCAGGGCAUUGGAGAUUUCUGCAUUUACGGAGAGCGAUAGAGAAGAUCUUCUUCCUCAUUUUGCGCAAUAUGGUGAAAUUGAAGAUUGUCAGAUUGAUGAUUCCUCACUUCAUGCAGUAAUUACAUUCAAGACAAGAGCAGAAGCUGAAGCAGCUGCAGUUCAUGGAGCUCGUUUCAAAGGGCAAGAUCUAAAACUGGCAUGGAAUAAACCAGUAACUAAUAUUUCAGCUGUUGAAACAGAAGAAGUUGAGCCUGAUGAAGAAGAACAGAGAGAGAUCAUCAUUGCCUGAAUUUAGCUUUGUGACUGCAAGAGCAAGACCAGUUCCUGUCUGGAGACGACUGUUACAAUAAUAUCAUCCUAUUAUUUUAUGUUCACUCUUUAUCAAUUUGAACAGAUGUUUACAUGUACUAUAAUUAGCAUUUUAUCUCUACAGUUCUCUAAGAGUACAUCUGAGUCCAAAGUGUAUCUGAAUGUGUGCUCUGACCUUAUUCUUAAAUGUUUUCUCCCCAUACUUUAUAGCCAUUUAUUUUUUAAACACCUUAAGAAGGAACGAAAAAGUUCUCUUGGAUGACGUAUAUUCAAGUCUGAGCCAAAUUGAGGAUUGUGUCUAGGAAAUCUGUAAAGCCAUACUACUGUGUUCAUUAGCAUGAGCAAUUUAAAAUGAAAAUGAAUUAAAAAGUUAAACAUGAGUUUGGUUUUAAUUUUGGGGGGAUCUUAAGAUAUAUUUCUGGGAGUAGGAUAGCCACUGAAAAUAAUUUUGAAUAGAUGAUAAAGUACUUUUUUAUGUACUGUAAUAGCUUGUGCAUUUCUUCUGAAUAUACUUUCUGAUGUUGCCAAGGUCAUUUACCCAAAUAUUUUUUUAAAAAUUCUUAGCCCUUCAAAACCAACAAAGAAAAUAAUUUUCUUCCAAGUGACAAAUGAUGAUCUGUGGAUUAUAAAUAUUUUAAAAAUUAUAUGUCUUAACAUAAUUUUUUCACAUUUUUUUGACUUUCAAUCAAGACAUCGAAGACGACCUUUAAAGCAAGAGGAAAUAGUGUUGUGUGCCUAACAUUGGUAAAGACUAGUUUUUAACCAUUUUAAGAAGUGUAUGUCCAAAUUAUUUAUAAGCAGUAUGACUUAAUAUGGCUUAGAAUUACUUAUAAAGAAUCUGAUUAAAUCUCAUCCUAAAUAUGUAGCCACAAUAUCUUUUUUAUAAUGGGACUAUAAGAAAUGUUUGCACUUAGUUUCUGAGUAUUCCUUCAUAGAUUCUCAGGAGGCAUUUAAAAAGUUGGAAGCUAUACUUGGUAGUAACUAUAUUAGAAAAGUCCAAUUGACACUGAUUUUUAUUCACCCUUGUUUUAUUUUUAUCCAGCCAUACUACCUUUAUCACUUUUUUUUUUUUUUUUGGUGCAAAGCUUAACAUUCUGCAAACUUUUUUUCCCCUUGAGUAUGCAUUGCAUUUGUCAUGAAGAGUAAAAAGAAUGUAAUAAACACAUCAGUCAUAAUGUAAAUUAACUGUUUUGAUCCACAUUGGUUGGAUACAGCAUGGUUAAUUCUAGGCUUGGUUAAAAAUACAUAAUUUGGAAAGUCUUCUAAUAUUUUAAAGACCUAGUAGUUUACAAGGCCUUUUUUUGUUGUUGUUGUUAGACUUUUGGUUCACAUUUACAAACUAGCCACAGGGUGUUCAUAAAUAUUUCCCCAAAUUAGUUGAGUAUUUUUAAUUGUAAACAAAGAAUUUUCUGCCCCUACUACACUGGUUUACUGCUAGGGUAAAGACCAUUGUCUGAAGACACUAAACUUGGUGUUAACAGUGUUGAUUGUUUAAUGGAUAUGGACUACAUGCCACUACCUGCAACUUUGUCAUCCUGGAGUUUUUGUUUGGUUUGGUUUGAUUUUUCACUUUUUGCUUUUAAAAUUAAAAACAAAGCAAAACAAAAUUGAAGAUACCAUUGAGAAUCAGAAUUCAAGAUGACUUGAUUCUCACUAAGAUCACUGCGCUUUUUUAAAAUUGCUUUGAGAUCUAGUCAGUUACAUAUUUAAAAUCCCCGUGUUGAUUAGAGAUAAGGUUUUCAUUAUUUUAUUUUCCUAAAUAGGAUUCUCAUGGAGCUAUUGUAGAUAACUGUACAGAAUCACUUUUGUGUAAUUGAAUGAAGCAGUUUCCUCUGCAUGAUUGCAUAAUGAAAGCCUUUUAUAUAUCUAUAUUUUUCAAUACUUAGAUUUUACACUAUUAAGCUGCUCUAGUCAUGCUAUAUUUGUUUUUUUAAUAGAGUUUAUAAAUAUUUAUGCUCAAAAUACAGAUCAACUGAAUAUUUUUGGUCUUGUUUACAAGAUAAAUCAUACUUUAAAAUGAUACAGGCCCCUCAAGUGUCUUAGGAAAAAGUCAUUGGUGCUAUAAAACCUUUCAGUAUCAUUUUUGAACCCAUUGUUCAGACUUUGCUAGGUUUUAAUCUGAUUCCUUGUGAUUUAUUAUAAUGUAGCAGCAUACUUAUAAAAGUGGUCUGUGCUGAGUCAGAUAGAGAGCCCAGCCCAUUAGAAACACAUCAUAAUUUAAGAAUAUGAUGCAGAAUGCCCUUACACUUAUUUGUGCCCAGCUUCCCAAAAAGAAAAUUGUUUUGUUAAGAGGAAGGCAGUUAAUUUGGCUAGAAUCCAAAAACUCAUUCAGCAUGGCUGUUUUCCCUUAUUUCAAAUGAAAAACUUUUCUAAUACUAAAAUAUGUAAUCCUGCUUUGCUUUAAAUUCCCAUGUCUGUCACUCAACAGGAGGCAUAGUGAUUCUUAAAUAUUUACGGAACAUUUGGUGAGUUGUAAAGAGAAGUAUUAUUGCAUUGUAGGUUUUUGCAUUGAUGUGUCGAUUUUUUUGUUUUGUCCCAAGAUUUCCUUCCAGCACCUUAAUGAAUGUUCAUAUGAUAGAAUGUUUUAAGUAUCAGCAAAGCAUUCAUGGAUGCCUGCUUUUCAUUCUCAGAAGGCUAAACCUGUUUUGGGUAUGAUGCUACUUCAGAACAUAUUGUCUGGCACAAGAUUUCUUCUAAUAAGUGGUUUAUUUAAACUCAAUUUCGGUGGACUGUUGAAUUGAAAAACACCAAAGGAGUCUUCUUGUCUGGAGACUGGAUUGUUCCAGUUUUAAAUACCUGUGCCCAUAAGUAUCCCAUUUCAUGAAUGUGUGUUGGCAUGGGGAAAAAAUUUCCCUGCUCUUUGAGUGGAGCGAAAGCAAUUGGUUAAGCUGUAGCAGCUUUUUUGUUUAUUUUUUUAAAGUAAUAAUAAAACUUGAACUGAAAAAAGAUAAAACUUGAACUAGAAUACUACUCUUGUAUGCUUAGAAUGUUUAUAGUGUUAAAUGUUUAUGUGGGGUUGUCAACAUUUUUAUUAUUUAUAGUUGAAUUAUGUUUUGUUAAAUCCAUAUUGUUUAUUAUUUUUAUAUUUUGAAAAUUUUUAAAAUAAAAGUCUUACUAAAAACA